This is a messenger RNA of Candida albicans SC5314, 954 nucleotides long. It is a transcript of the gene ASC1, whose product is annotated as 40S ribosomal protein RACK1. Bases 1 to 954 code for a protein of 317 amino acids. The transcript is spliced from 2 exons. Gene Ontology annotation, cellular component: nucleus; cytosol. The record is from RefSeq and is a predicted model, not a curated record. Gene Ontology annotation, biological process: positive regulation of protein phosphorylation; rescue of stalled cytosolic ribosome. Gene Ontology annotation, molecular function: ribosome binding; protein kinase C binding; translation regulator activity. NCBI's taxonomy places the organism in Eukaryota, Fungi, Ascomycota, Pichiomycetes, Serinales, Debaryomycetaceae.
AUGGCUGAUCAAGAAGUUUUAGUUUUAAGAGGUACUUUAGAAGGACACAACGGUUGGGUUACUUCCCUUGCCACCACUCCAGCUCACCCAGACUUAUUAUUGUCUGGUUCAAGAGAUAAAACUUUGAUCAAAUGGAAAUUGACCGGUGGUGAAGAUAACCAAUACGGUAUUCCAAAGAAAUCAUUCAAAGGUCACUCCCACAUUGUCCAAGAUGUUACCAUUUCUGCUGAUGGUGCUUACGCUUUGUCUGCUUCUUGGGACAGAACUUUAAGAUUAUGGGAUUUGGAAACCGGUGAAACCACCCAAAGAUUCGUCGGUCACAAAGGUGAUGUUUUAUCCGUCUCCAUUGCUAAAAACUUGAGACAAAUUGUUUCUGCUUCUAGAGACAAGACCGUCAAAGUUUGGAACACCAUUGGUGAAUGUAUGGCCACUUUAACUGGUCACAACGAUUGGGUUUCUGCUGUCAGAAUCUCCCCAUCUGACCAAUCAUCUACUGUUAUCUCUGCUUCUUGGGAUAAGACUGUUAAGUCAUGGGACUUAGCUGACUACUCUGUCAACGCUGACUUCAUUGGUCACACCGGUUACAUUUCAUGUAUCACUUUAUCCCCAGAUGGUUCAUUAUGCGCCUCUGCUGGUAAAGAUGGUGUCAUCAUCUUGUGGGAUUUGAACAAAAACAAAACCUUGUACACUUUGGAAGCCAAGGCCGAAGUUCAUGCUUUAGCUUUCUCUCCAAACAGAUACUGGUUAGCUGCUGCUACCACUUCUGGUAUCAAGAUCUUCAAAUUACAAGAAAGAUCUUUGUUGGAUGAAUUGAAACCAGAAUUUGCUGUUGGUGCUACUGCUAAAGACCCAGAAGCUAUCUCUUUGGCUUGGUCUGCCGAUGGUCAAAACUUGUUUGCUGGUUACACUGAUAAUGUCAUUAGAGUCUGGCAAGUUAUGACUCCAUCUGCUUAA